Messenger RNA from Capronia coronata CBS 617.96, 3705 nucleotides. RefSeq lists its product as uncharacterized. Lineage: Eukaryota; Fungi; Ascomycota; Eurotiomycetes; Chaetothyriales; Herpotrichiellaceae. Bases 1 to 3705 code for a protein of 1234 amino acids. The record is from RefSeq and is a predicted model, not a curated record. The transcript has 3 exons.
AUGCGACUAGGCCAUAUCGGCCAGCACGUUGAUAUAGAUAAAGAGAGUGCGACCCUAUUGGCAAGAGUCGACACCGGCAGUUCUGAUGGCCUGUCUUCUUCUGUUUCUUCUUCUGGAUUUUCUGGUCUUUCGGAUGCACCAAGUGGCCUGAUUGGUUCGCCCCCGUCCGCGACGCCCUUGACAACAUUCUACUGGGCCACCCGCGACGAAAACUACCGCGUUGUCGACUAUCGAGAAGUCGUCGGCUGGAGAGUUGGCAAUCUCAAGGGCGACCUGCCCAGUAACUCUUACAGCACCGCGGUAGUUGGCGAUGCCAACGCCGAUGCAAAUGUCGACAUUGCCGAAGCCAGCAGCAGUGGCGAUGCCAACAACGGCUCGCCCACCAUUACUGAAGGGGCUCACGCGUCCAACAAUGCUUCCUCGUGCUCUGCCAAUCUCACCGUUGCCAUCAACGCCACGACCUUUGGCGUCUUCCUUCAGUCCAUUAGCGACAUGUCUGCUGAAGUUCUCUCAUUUAUGGCAACGAGAUGGCAAGACUUGGUCGCAUCCCGUCACGAGGGCGGCGCCACCGGGUUCCACUUGGGCAAAUUGCUAGUCAACCAAGCCCGAACUCAAGUGGUCAAGUCCAUUGCGUUCGUGGUCCGUUGCAUCCUGGUACUGACGGAUGUGAUGGGCCUGUUUGCCGGCCUGGUUGUCGUCCUCGUCGGUCGGUACUCGUGGUUCUUGUUCAAGGAGCUGCCGUCUCGCUUCCGUCAAUACGCAGCAGUGUUGGCACAUUAUUUGCAGACACUGGUUAGCGGCAUGCUAGCGCGAUGCGCUGAGUCAGUUCACGAUCUGACCGUAGCAUGGGGAGAGGUGAGUCGGCGGUCUCAGUUGCGCAAACUCGAGCUGGACAACGCGCUGCGUGAGGCGGAGCUGCGGGCUCAGACGCUCGACGAGCAGAUUGCCCGCAAAGAGCUGGAGGCCGUUCGACGCCGCAUGGAAAUGAGCAUCAUGGACCUGGAAACCGAAGGUCAUGAGGAGUGGAAGAGGAAACUCCCCGAGCUCAGACGGAACGCUGGAUGGGUGCCGACCGCCAAACUUCCACAGCCCCCGGCCUCAGUGGAACAAGGCACCAAGACAGCUGACCUGCCAAUUCCUGCACCUGUGCCAGUCCCUGCGCCUGCCGCAGCCCCUUCUAGCCUUUUCUCUGCCCCUGUUUCCUGCCCUACCCAUUCUUCCCUCCGUCAUCGACCGAGACCUCGAUCGACAAGACAGUCCCUUGUUAAAGUGGAUUACGAGUCCUCCGACGAUGAGGAACUCGCGAGGUUUCGGGAGAAAACUGGGUUUUCUCCACGUGCUGCUCCUCUGUCGUCCGCUGAAGAGCAGGGGCUUCGACGUGAACGGCGGUUGCAGCAGCAAAUGGAGGCCGAGGAGAGACCGCAAGAAUCCAGGGCCGGCCGUCAUUUCAUCGCCCAGUUGGAGGGCAUGUUUGCGGGUGAGGUCGAUGUCCUUGCAAGCGACGACGAGAAGGUCGCUUCGGAUGAGCAAACUCAUCAGACCAUGCAAGAGACCGAGUCUGCUACCCCAGAGACUCCUCCAACGGCUGGAGAUGCCGUUGUCAUCGAUGAGACUGCCGCACCAGAGGCGAUGCUUCAAGAGGGUGCGCAGUCAAUUGGUCCUCUGCCAACCAUUCCUGGCGCCUGGGAAGCAGACGAGGAGGUUCCUGAAAAGGUCUUUUCUGAAGCGGGACCAGUGGUGUCUUUGGUUGAAAAGCUGGAGCCUGCUGUGUCUGAGAGCCCGGCCAGGACAGUGGAUCUCUGUCCCCAACCAAGCUCUCCACCUGGAUCGCAAAACAACCGCGUCGAUCAGGAGGAAAAGGACAGAGAUGACAACGAGGAAGACAACCAGGGCAAGGAAAAGGUCAACGAGGAGGACGACGACAGCGACGACGAUGAUGAUGAUGACGCGAAGCCUGAUUCAAAGGGCUCGUUGUCGAAUGCGGCAGUUUCUCCCGCCCCCAAUGCAGAGCCCCCGUCAAAUGCAGCUCUGCCUACCAACGUGAACCUCCUUGGCGCGGGUCAGGAGGUUCCCAGAGCUGCAGGACAAUCCCCACGUGGGAUUCUGCGAACGGAAAAUGGUACCCGCCAAUCCUCGGCACGUGUUCGUUUCGCCGAAGAAACGAAUACAUACCAUUUCCGGGGAGAUUCGUGCCCCAUGGAGGUGGAAGCCUCCGUGGAAGUCAUCGCAAGCACGCCGACGCCGACGCCAUCGCUGCCGGAACCCCAGGCUCCUCAGGUGCAUCAAAUGCCCGAGGUUGUGGAGGGUGAACGCGAGCAGGCGCAAGUCGACCAGGCCUCAACCUCCUGGCAAGAAGCCAUAGUCCGCCCAACCGCGUUGGACGAGGUGGUGCGGACUAGCAUGCGGGAGUCGAGGGCGACUGGAAGACCCCGGCUGAUUCGGCCCGGCUCUGCAGAUGCUGAGGGCAGCUCGGCACCAGAAGUGCACAUGGAGGAAGGCGGAUUCGGAACGCCGGCUGUCCAGGACAGCCUUGACCUCCAGUGUACCGCCAUGGAUCUCGAUGGGGAGGAGGAACCACCGCGCGAGACAAACGCAAUGGAGGUUGAUGUGGCCGUGGAGGCUGCAGAAACAAGUGCGAACAUCGCCGAUGGCGAGGAGCAGGAAACCCCUGCACCAGUUCAGCUACCUCCCGGAGCACAUGUCGGAGCAGACGGGGUCAUUGAGCUCGGCGUAUACACCGGCCUAGGGGAGAGAGACCCGGCGGUGAUUGCCUACAGAGAGCAAGAUGACUCCGAGGGCGACUCUGAGUCCGACAGCUCCGUGCGCUCGGCGGCGGAUUUCGAGCGGGUGAUGGGCAACUUGGGCAUUGACGAGGACGGCCAUUAUCUGAGCGACAGCACGGAGGACGAGCCGGAGGGUGACGACUCCGGCUUGGAGGGUGGUGACGAGGCCGCUUAUAGCGACGACGGCGGUGAUGUCCUUGGCUUCAAUGCCAUUGGCAAUGCCGUCGACGAAUCAGAGGGCGAGGAGUCGGAUUUCGUCGAGGACAACGACGAUGAAGAUUCCGACUUCUCUGAUUCGUCUGCUCCUCUCAGAGACCUCCCAGCUCAAGAUUUGGAGCUCAUGCGAAGAUAUUGGCCCGAGCGUUUGCGAGCCCUUGAGCAGAUUGAUGAGGAUGAGGAGGGUGAGGAGGAGGACGAGGAGGAUCGGGAGGAUGAGGAGGAGGAUAGGGAGGACAGCCAAGGGGGCAACAUUGGAGGAGCUGGGGGUGGCAAUGGCGAUGCCGGGACUGGGGGAGGAAACGGCGAUGCCGUCCAGGGGCAACACAGCAGGCAGGAAAGCAACAGCGGAAAUCAGGUCAAGGAAGAGAGCCGAGGCGAAAUCCGAGGCCACUCUCAACCUCAGCCUCAACAAGAGCAACCGCCCAGUUGGAAACAAUUAAUGGCGGCAAUCAAGAGCCUACCAGAGUCAUGCCUGGUAGAGCCUUCGGAAGCCGAAACGGUGGUCGUAAAUGGCCACGUUGGCAUCAGCCCCAGUUGGGUCGCGCGCAACCCCGGAUUCACUCUCAGCCAGCGCGGACAGAACUUCCUCCGCUGCAAUGAGAGCUUCCGGGUGGAAUACGGCUGGAAACUCAUCCUGAACUGUGAAGCCGCCAAAUCUGGAUGCGACAGAUAUCGGACGGCCAAGAAGGCCAGGGUGGAAUGA